AUGUUCAGACGAAAAACACGCAAUUCCACAGCAUAUACGGGUGUGGGACAUUCCUCCCCCUCUUCCCAGGCACCAGACAAUGGGGCCAUGGCUGCAGCUUUGAGUAUUGGCCAGACUCUCCGGGAGACGCGGCCGGAUGUUUACGGAAAGCCCGCUUCCACGCUGCUGAUGUCAAAACACCAGCAGCCAAAACCAACCCUGAGUCUUUUGAAACGUAGCUCGUCUAUCCAAAACUCCAUGGGCCCGACUUCGACACCAAGGCAGUCGCGCACAGGACUGAAUCUCUCCAACCGCCACAGCAUGGCGGCCGCGGGAGACAGGCAUGUGUAUAACGUGGAUGACAGUUUCAACGACUCGUUUUUCGAGGAAGUCGGACGCGAGGCAGACGUCCACUACAGCAACGAGAUGCAGCUCCAGAACUUGAAGUUGCGCCACACUCCGCAGGUGGCCCAGCCAAAAAUGGUCAAAAAAUACAUCCCUACGCCCAACGGAAUCACCGUGGUAGAGGUGCCAGAGGAGACGAUGAAGAAGGACAUCGCCAGGUCAAACUCCAUGCGCUCCAAUCUCUCGCUCAAGCGCUCGGGUCUGUUGGUGUCACACUCCAGAUCGCACUCCAUGGCCAACUCCGCCAGGGCCAGAAAGCCCAACCGCGUCUCGUCAUUGGCGAGCCAAUCGCGAAUCGAUGAACAAACCGAAGACGACUACCACUCCAGACAUAUGUCUCCCGUCUCACACGCGUCCAGAGAACACGAAGAGUUGCACAAGCAGAUUGAGCAUGAGAAGCAGUUGGCCAGAGAUUUGGAAAGACAGCGUGCCGAGUACGAGCAGUUGAAGCUGUUGCGUUUGGAAAACGAGCGCAAGCUCAUGGAGCUCCAUAGCUUGCAAGAGGAGGACACCUCUUCGUUCAGGGCCGUUUCCUCCAUCGACGAGAAGGAACUGCUUUCGAACGAUACGACUGCCUCGGAUCGUGUGAAGCCUAACGGGGCUUCUGCUGAACAUGAAGAUGGCUCCGAAGAUGAAGAAGAUGGCUCCGAAGAUGAAGAAGAUGGCUCCGAAGAUGAAGAGGACGUGCCCAUUGCGCCUUUGCCCUUUGUGGUUGAUGAGUUGGAUCUGAAGAAAGCAGGAGCCAGCGAGCAAAAUGGGAAGCCCAUCGAUGGCGCUCUGGACCUUCACUUGGACAAACAAAUCGACCCUGCCUCACCACAGCAUGACCUUAAGAACUCCGGAACUGACAUUCCCAUUUCCCAUGAUGAUGCACAGAAGAGUGCGGGCCUUGAUGGUUCUGUUGAUAACUUCGGGAUAGAAGAAGUGCCGACUGAAAGCUUUGAAUCCCCAAACCUUGCGAGCCAAUUGAGACCCAACUUUUUUGGCGCUUUCCCUGAAGAAUCUGGCAUGUCUGAAUCUGCCCCGUCGUCGGGUUUGGUCCCUGAGAUAACAGAAACCCAUGAAACGACCUUCGAUCAUGCGAAUGACCUUCACAACGACGGGUUGGUACCUCCACCAAAUUUUGCGGGUUCAAUCAGAUCUUUUUCGAGCGUCGACUCGAAAUCCAGACCGAUUAAGUCUGCGAUGAAAAACGCAAGGCCAGCGUAUUCAUCAAACAACAGUCUAACCGCAAGCCCUGCUCACCAGGCAUAUUUGUCCUUGACCACAGCUGAGAACACGAGACUCAACUCUAAGUUGUCAUCCCCCAACUUGGAGGAGAGCCUCGCGCCAGAAGUCAAGCCACAAGCGCCAAAGUCACCCAACCACCAACUGAAAAGAAUGUCGCAGUCCUUGCGCAAACAGCCCAGUGGGGCCUCUCAAAAUGGUCUCUCAGGAAGAUCGCUCAGACCGCAGUCUGUGAUCGAUGGCCAAUUAAGCCGUGGGCAAAGUGGUGCAAUGAGAGCUUCAAAGCCUGUCGUGCAACCAAUUCCACCACAUCCAGUGACAAAACCAAAUUAUCAGUCGCCAUCAAAGCUCAAGGCUGCAGAACUUUAUGCCAAAGCAAACAAAAGACCCAUGUCAUAUCAGGCGCUCCCCAGAACCUCCUCAUUUACCCGAGAAUCUGCAGCCCCUCAGAAGCCAUCUUCGCAAGUUCCUCAAAAGUCGGCACACCGGAUGACUUUGAGAUCACCUCCUGUAGCCUCAUCAAUCAACCCCGUGGACUCGAGUAUUCAAAACGCUCAGACACAAACUUAUUCUCAGCAACACAGCGGCAGUGGGAAUCACGUGUCUAAAUUUGUUGACUCUGAUGACGAACAUGACACGCGCGGCAGUAAAUCUCAUGGAUUCUUGUCGCGCUUUGUUGAUUCGGAUGAUGAAACCCCCCGUCAUCUGACCAGUCAACGUCCAAUUGAGUCAUCGCCCAUUAAGACUUUGCGGAACAAGGAGGGAAAAAAGAAGGAAAAGGAAGAGUUUGACCACAAAGAGAAGAAGCCCAAGAAAAAAUUCUUGAAAAAGCUUUUCGGACGUAGCUAA
Molecule: messenger RNA, 2460 nt
Organism: Metschnikowia bicuspidata var. bicuspidata NRRL YB-4993
Lineage: Eukaryota; Fungi; Ascomycota; Pichiomycetes; Serinales; Metschnikowiaceae
Exons: 2
Coding region: 1-2460 (819 amino acids)
Source: RefSeq, a predicted model, not a curated record